AUGGCUUCUCCCGGGGUUCCAGCGUCCUCGCCGGAGUUACCGGAGCGGAACUGCGACUACCGAGAGGUCCAGUACUGGGACCGGCGCUACCGAGGCGCGGCCAAUUCUGCCCCCUACGAGUGGUUCGGCAGUUUCUCCUCCUUCCGUGCCCUCCUAGAGCCGGAACUGCGGCCCGAGGACCGUAUCCUCGUGCUAGGUUGUGGGAACAGUGCCCUGAGCUACGAUCUGUUCCUCGGAGGCUUCCCUGAUGUGACCAGUGUGGACUACUCAUCAGUAGUGGUGGCUGCCAUGCAGGCUUGCUAUGCCCACGUGCCCAAGCUGCGCUGGGAGACCAUGGACGUGCGGGCACUGGGCUUCCCCAGUGGCUCCUUUGAUGUGGUGCUUGAGAAGGGCACAUUGGAUGCCCUGCUGGCUGGGGAACAGGAUCCCUGGACCGUGUCCUCUGAAGGUGUCCACACUGUGGACCAGGUGCUGAGUGAGGUGAGCCGGGUGCUGGUCCCUGGGGGCCGGUUCAUCUCAAUGACCUCUGCUGCCCCCCACUUUCGGACAAAACACUAUGCCCAAGCCCAUUAUGGCUGGUCUCUGAAGCAUGCAACCUAUGGCAGCGGUUUCCACUUCCAUCUCUACGUCAUGCACAAAGGUGGAAAGCUCAGUGUGGCCCAGCUGGCCCUGGGGACCCAGAUCUUCUCAACCCCCAGGCCUCCCACCUCACCCUGCUUCCUUCAGGACUCAGAUCAUGAAGACUUCCUUAGUGCCAUUCAGCUGUGAGACCAGAGGCAUGGUCCUCCAGCCCUCCCUGCCAUUCUUCCCUGGGCUCCUCAGGUAGUUUGAAUUCCCAACUCAGGUCUUGGGAUUGGGUCCAAGGUGCUCACAUCCCAGAGGCUUCAUGCCUAACAGCCCAGGUCCAGCUAGAUCUCAGAUCCCAGGUUUCUGGCUUCCUUCUUAGAUUCCUUAGAUGUCUCCUAGGUUCUCCAGCCUCCUCCCCCACCAUACCGAACCACCAGUGAUUCAUCCCCUGGGGUAAAGGUCAGCACAACCCCUCUGCAUACCAGCCAGCCUCAGAGACCUCCAUCCAACCUGGAUUUAUUCACAAGAGGCUGCAGGCUUUGAAUCUAGAUUGCUUUAUAUUUCUGACGCCAGCUCCAGUCCAACGCUGAUAACCUGUCCUGCUUGGGUUGUACAUGUACCCAAGGAGGCCACAUCGUAAUGUUUCCAGACCAGGUUGGCCUGCCUGUAUUCAUUUGGCAACCCUCCCUCGCCAGUAACAUGAACUAAGAUUCCCAAGUACCUGCCCGCCUCCUGUUUUGGCCUGGCUCCUGAGCAGACUGAAGCAGUGGCCACACACACACAGGGAGGUCUGUGUUUAUUCACACACUCCUGGUACAGUGAGGAUGAAGGAACAUUUACAAAGGACACCCCUGGGUUGAGAACAUCUCCAGGGCCACAGAAGUCAUCCAAAGGUGCACAGCAGUCCCCAUUUGGAUUCCCAGGGGCAAGACUUGGGUCCAAGGUAAAAUCAGAUCUGGCCCUUGGAAGGUGAUACCUUGGAAGGGAGGGGGUCUGCCAGAGAGCUUCCUGGGGUCAGGCCUGGGCAGACUGGCCAUAUGGUUGGUUACCAUGUUGGGGAUUUGUCCCACCCCAGUCUCAACACCCAUCUUGUCUGCCAGGCGCAGAAGAGCGUGACGGAGACUGAGGGGAGAGCAGGAACCAUGAGCAG
Messenger RNA from Cynocephalus volans (Philippine flying lemur), 1717 nucleotides. RefSeq names its product EEF1A lysine methyltransferase 4 (gene EEF1AKMT4). The record is from RefSeq and is a predicted model, not a curated record. NCBI's taxonomy places the organism in Eukaryota, Metazoa, Chordata, Mammalia, Dermoptera, Cynocephalidae. The coding region runs from base 1 to 768 and encodes 255 amino acids. The transcript has 3 exons. Gene Ontology annotation, molecular function: S-adenosylmethionine-dependent methyltransferase activity.